Messenger RNA from Momordica charantia (bitter melon), 1452 nucleotides. RefSeq names its product C2H2 and C2HC zinc fingers superfamily protein. Lineage: Eukaryota; Viridiplantae; Streptophyta; Magnoliopsida; Cucurbitales; Cucurbitaceae. Gene Ontology annotation, biological process: response to acidic pH; response to aluminum ion. The record is from RefSeq and is a predicted model, not a curated record.
UGCAUUUUCCCAAUAUAUAAUCACUUUCUUUUGAACAAAAGAUGUGAGUUUUGAAAUCAUGAUCAUUUCAAAUUUCCAAAUGCUCCCUUUUCCUUCUUCGCAAAAUCCCUUGGUUUCAUCCCCAAACCAUGAAACCCUACACCACCUCGAUUCCUUUGGCUCCCAUUCCACCUCUCUCCUUCACAACCUCUCAAUUGUGAAGGAGAAACUCCACCAAAUCCGAUCCGUUGUCAACAUCGUCAUCUGCAACCAUCAAAACUCGCCCGAGUCUCUACCCGCGCUGUCGUCGCCUGUGGCGACGGUAGCCAUCAACUCUAUGGUCCAAGAACUCAUCAUGACUGCUUCCUCCAUGUUGUUCACUUGUCAACAGAUGAACAACCUCGUCGUCAACUCCUCUGUCCGCAACGAUAUUAUCGUCGACGAUCUCCAUCGUCAAGGUCUCGCCGACAACAACCGAUCCACCGCCCUCUUUGACAUGGCGAGCAACCACCCCGACCACAACGAGUGGUAUAACAACAUGACAACGACUUAUAACAACAACAACGACUGCUACAACAAUAGUAGAAUUGAAGAGACGACGACGACGACGACGACAACGAUACAGAAUCAUCGGAUUUCGGCCGAUAUCGUGGAGCUAGAGGCCUCUGAUCUUCUAGCCAAGUACACGCAUUACUGUCGAAUUUGCGGGAAAGGGUUGAAGCGAGACGCAAACCUGAGAAUGCACAUGCGAGCGCACGGGGACGAGUACAAAGCGAGCGGAGCUUUGAGCAACCCGGAGAGGAGCCAAGGGAGGGACUUGAAGGUAACAAAGAUGGGGACCAAAUAUUCAUGCCCACAACAAGGCUGCAGAUGGAACCAAAAGCAUGCCAAGUUUCAGCCAUUGAAGUCACUCAUUUGUGUGAAGAAUCACUACAAGAGAACCCAUUGCCCCAAAAUGUAUGUCUGCAAACUCUGCAGUAGGAAGAAAUUUUCAGUGCUUUCUGAUCUCAGGACUCAUGAGAAGCACUGUGGGGAUGUCAAAUGGCUCUGUUCUUGUGGAACCACAUUUUCAAGGAAGGAUAAGUUGAUGGGUCAUGUUGCUUUGUUCGUCGGUCAUGCUCCGGCGAUCGGUUCAUCGGCGAAUUUUCGGGGCAAAUUUUGACUUGUGAAACCGAAACGAGAAGAGAACAUCAGUAUGUGUUCAUCACUCAAGUGGAUUUUUACUUAGACUAGUUUAUUUGUGUAUAUAUAUAUUAGGCUAAAUAUAUGUUUUAAUCUCGGAUAUCUGAUAUUUGGGUGUUUAAAAAGUUUGAAUUUAGUCUUUUACAUUUUAUGAAUUUUCAUUAUAUUAUACCAAUUUUGUUAGUUAAUAUUAAAAUUAGUUUAUGAUAAACUUCCUGGCAUGAUAUUUUAGGAAAAUAAACUUUUACAUUUUCCCAUCAAGUACAUGUCAGGUAAGUUCAUCAUCAACUG